This is a messenger RNA of Arabidopsis arenosa, 1408 nucleotides long. The record is from the annotation of a GenBank genome assembly. Lineage: Eukaryota; Viridiplantae; Streptophyta; Magnoliopsida; Brassicales; Brassicaceae.
CUUUUUCUUAUUCCAAAUUAAAUCUUGUGUUAUACGACCAUGGAUUCCGAGGGAGUGUUAAUUCCGUUGAUCCACGAGCAUCUUGUGAUGCCUUGGAAUAAUCUGAGAAGAGGUGAUUGCUGUGGACGUUUUGAAGCUAUCAGUGAUGGCUACUAUUGCAAAACCUGCGAUUUUUUCUUCCACAAGAAAUGUGCCCAUGAGUCCUCCGAAUAUAUCGAGCAUCCAUCUCACCCAAAUCACACUCUUCAGCUACUAAGUCUAAGUACUAUAGGACGUAGUAAUCGCUGCGAUUUAUGUGGAAGGUUUAUCGCGGAUCCAGUAUUCUAUCGUUGUGAGAUCUGCGACUUCGACGUGGAUCGGUACUGUGCCAAGUACCCACCACCAGAGGUUAUUGACAUUUCCGAGACGCAUCACCACAAGCUCAUCCUUCUCAAAGAGAAGAUCGAGUUCAACUGUGAUGCUAAAUGUGGGGAGAUUGGUGAUGGGUUUCCUUACAAAUGUCUUGAAUGUGAUCUAUCCUUCCAUGUGGAUUGCGUAUGGCAUCCGCCAGAGGUAAAUCACCCUUUAGAGGUAAACCACUCUUACCACCCCUGGCACCCUCUUAAGCUCCACACAGGCCAACCACCGGACUAUUCUGACGGAACAUGUCGUCUUUGCGCAAAUGACAACACAAUACAACAUUUCAGCCAUAAAGAGCAUUACCUAAGACUCCACGUUAAUGGUGUUCUUUGUGACGACAACAAGCGGUGCAAGGCAUGCACCUAUCCCAUAUGUCUCCAAUCCUUUUACGGCUGUUUGGAUUGUGACUUCAUUCUCCACCAAAACUGCGCUGGGUUUCUUAGAAUGAAAUGGCAUGUGCUACACAAUGAACGUCUUACUCUAGUUACAAACAAGGCUGAAGUCUUCGAGUGUUAUGCUUGUAGUAGGAUUUCCAAUGGUUUCAGAUACCAGCAUGAGGAUACGACAUUUGAUGUUCAGUGCGGUUCAGUUUCGGAGCCAUUUUUCCAUCCAAGUCAUCCCAAUCAUCCUUUAUAUAACAUUUCACUAAUUGGAGAGUUUGAGAUUUGCAAUGGCUGCAAGAAGCACCGUUAUGAUGUGCUAAGAUGCAUUGAAGAUGAUUGUAAUUUUUUCUUGUGCUUCAAAUGCGCCACUCUACCACAAGUGGUAAAGCAUAGAGUUGACAAUCACCCUCUCUCACUAUGCUAUGGCGAAAAGGCUAGUGCGGGUGUGAGUUGCGUUGCAUUUUUCCUAUCAUCUUGAAGAUACUUGGAUCCUCAGAUAUAUACUUUUGCUCUCUUUUUUGCUCUAUGCGUCUGAAGCAAUAUGUCUAGCGAAUGGGGAUUUCUUUUAGAUUUCUUGUACCAUUUUUACAAGUUCAUUUCCAUUAUAAUAAGUUGAUUUCCUUAUU